Coniophora puteana RWD-64-598 SS2 is the source of this 772-nucleotide messenger RNA. RefSeq names its product transcription elongation factor SPT4. Gene Ontology annotation, biological process: mRNA processing; positive regulation of DNA-templated transcription, elongation; chromatin organization. The transcript is spliced from 3 exons. NCBI's taxonomy places the organism in Eukaryota, Fungi, Basidiomycota, Agaricomycetes, Boletales, Coniophoraceae. Gene Ontology annotation, cellular component: DSIF complex; nucleus. Gene Ontology annotation, molecular function: zinc ion binding; RNA polymerase II complex binding. The record is from RefSeq and is a predicted model, not a curated record. The coding region runs from base 24 to 377 and encodes 117 amino acids.
UACUCUAUCCCGCACCUCGAGCCAUGUCCGUCAUCCCCUCCCAAGCAAAGUCGAAGCAACUACGAGCAUGCCUGCUGUGCUCCAUCGUCCAGCACCCAAUGGACUUCCGCAAGAAUGGCUGUCCAAACUGUGAAGAACUCAUGCAAAUGAAAGGCUCGCCAGACCGCAUCAACAUCUGCACCACGACCUACUUUGACGGUAUCAUCGCCGUCAUAGACCCCGAGUCCAGCUGGGUCGCCCGCUGGCAGCGCACAUCCAAGUACGUCCGUGGAAUGUACGCCGUGCGCGUCAAGGGGCGCGUCCCAGAGGACAUCGAGACAGAGCUCGAAAAUCGCGGCAUCAAGUACCGCCCACGAGACCAAACGGACCAGGACUAGGCCAUGACCGAUUUCGCUUCGCUCGACGUUUCAUGUCCCUCUUCUCGUACCAUUGAGCUAUCCUGCUAUGCAAAACCAUCCGCCCUUGGUCCUAGGCACCCCUCGGCUACGCCCAUGAUCGCGUUGGCAUACUUUGCGCCCGCGUUAUAGACAACGGGCGAUAACAGGCCCGCUAACGUAAUACAACUUUGGCCUCAAGCUCGAGUACUACAGAUUUGGUCACAUCAUUACAACAUACGUGGUAUUCAGCAGAAAUUAGCUAGCUACAGUAUGCACAUUCAUCAUACUAUGCUACAUGCUCGCAUUAGUCGCGGUUCAUUACGCGAGAAAGAGAGCUUCCGAUUAAACCAUGUAAAAUACGUGCAUCACAACAAGAAAGAUCAGACAAAGGACAG